This is a messenger RNA of Hippocampus comes (tiger tail seahorse), 1607 nucleotides long. RefSeq names its product growth/differentiation factor 8-like. Bases 1 to 1095 code for a protein of 364 amino acids. Gene Ontology annotation, molecular function: growth factor activity; cytokine activity. The record is from RefSeq and is a predicted model, not a curated record. Lineage: Eukaryota; Metazoa; Chordata; Actinopteri; Syngnathiformes; Syngnathidae. The transcript is spliced from 3 exons. Gene Ontology annotation, cellular component: extracellular region.
AUGCUUUCGGCUGCAGUGUGCCUGUGCGAGCAGCAGGCGCAGACGCAGCAGUCUUCCGGCGGGCCGGAGGAGCCGUCCGAGCCGUGCUCCACCUGCGACGUGCGCCAGCAAAUCAAAAGCAUGCGCCUGAACGCCAUCAAGUCCCAAAUUCUGAGCAAGCUGCGCAUGAAGGAGGCGCCCAACAUCAGCCGCGACGUGGUCAAGCAGCUCCUGCCCAGGGCGCCGCCGCUGCAGCAGCUGCUGGACCAGUACGACGUCCUGGGGGACGACAACCGGGAUGCGGUCGUGGACGAGGACGACGAGCACGCCGUCACCGAGACCAUCAUGAUGAUGGCCACGGAGCCCGACCCGGAGGUGCAGGCCAACGGCUCGCCCAAAUGCUGCCUGUUCACGCUGAGCCCCAAGUUCCAGGCGAGCCGCGUGUUGCGGGCGCAGCUGUGGGUGUACCUGCGGCCGGCCGAGGAGCCCACCGCCGUCUUCCUGCAGAUCUCGCGGCUGACGCCGGCGUCGGACGGCGGGCGGCACGUGCGCGUGCGCUCGCUCAAGCUGGACGUGAAGGCCGGGGCGGGCUCCUGGCAGAGCAUCGACGUCAAGCAAGUGCUGAGCGUGUGGCUGCGCCAACCCGACACCAACUGGGGCAUCCACAUCAACGCCUACGACAACGCCGGCAACGACUUGGCCGUCACCUCCGCCGAGCCGGGCGAGCAAGGCCUGCAACCCUUCAUGGAGGUGAAGCUGAGCGAGGGUCCGCGGCGCCUGCGCAGGGACUCGGGCCUGGACUGCGACGAGAACUCGCCGGAGUCGCGCUGCUGCCGCUACCCGCUCACCGUGGACUUCGAGGACUUCGGCUGGGACUGGAUUAUCGCGCCCAAACGCUACAAGGCCAACUACUGCUCGGGCGAGUGCGAGUACAUGCACCUGCAGAAGUACCCGCACACCCACCUGGUGAACAAGGCCAACCCGCGGGGGAACGCCGGCCCGUGCUGCACCCCCACCAAGAUGUCGCCCAUCAACAUGCUCUACUUCAACCGCAAAGAGCAGAUCAUCUACGGCAAGAUCCCGUCCAUGGUGGUGGAUCGCUGCGGCUGCUCUUGAGCCCCCAGCCCGCCCCCAGCCCAUCACGAGAGAGUAGGGAGCUGUUGAGGGGGCCUCCGCCCUGCAGGCUUUUCCACCCCCAAACACCAAUUCCAGUCUUUUUUCCUGGUGCGGUCGAGGCCCCGAUAAGCCCAAGGCGCUCACGCAGCUUACUGUCGCUUCCUUUCGCUCCUCCGCGAGGGAGACGCUAGCCAUAGACAACAAGGGUUUCGCAAUCAUCACUGGGCGCGGGCGCAUUUUUGGUGACCGUAUCUCAAAACAAAAACAAAACCCGGUCAUCUCCCGAAGAAGUGUUCACGCGAACGACGAUCCCGAAACACUUUCAUAUCACUUCACGCUUAACUUGGGUUGUCCGUAAAUGCCUGACAGACGAUUUGAUUUCACAAAUUGACAGAAGCAAAGACUUUCCACAACCUGAACGCCUCCCCAACACACUGAGCUCGUCUCUCAGUGCAGAUGUAUCACUUUAGCAUACAACGCACCCACGCUGAUUCACCGUAAUUGAAGAUUUG